Doryrhamphus excisus (bluestripe pipefish) is the source of this 6560-nucleotide messenger RNA. RefSeq names its product protein FAM184A-like. NCBI's taxonomy places the organism in Eukaryota, Metazoa, Chordata, Actinopteri, Syngnathiformes, Syngnathidae. The record is from RefSeq and is a predicted model, not a curated record.
AAAGACAUCGUAUUUUCAUGCUUUGUUACGGUGCAUGGAUACGUGCUAUAUGACUGAUUAACAGACGUUUCCGUAGAUUAAAUUAAGAUGAUUUUGGGCUUGUAGUUUGACUCUUGAACUUAAUGUUUUUCUUGGAUGCAAACUUUCCGACAGCCAGUGAAGGCAUCACCCUGAGAGUCCAGGCUGGGAAGCAGGAUGCCACCGGAAGGUCCGUCGUCCGUCAACAUGUCCGGCGUCAUCCGUUUCAAGUGAACAGCUGGCGUCGAGAGCCGCAUUAUAAAGGUGCGUGCGCGCCAUUGGAUGAACAUCUGGUGCGCAUCUCCGCCUCUUGUCAUUCAGGCGCGGGCGCGUGUACGAUGGGACUGCCCCCACUCAGCACCCCCACAACAAUGGCAGGAUCGCACGCUUAGCUCCAUUUUAUUUCCGUACAACCCUUUUGGGUUUUAUACAUCCCGGUGAAAAUGGCGACGGGGGCAGGCUGGCAGCCUGCGUACAGUGCCUCGACGAGCACGAGCAGCAACAGCAGCAGCAGUAGCGGCGCCAAAUACAUCCCAUCGUCAACAUCCAACAUGUUCUACGACGGGAGCCUAACGCUGGAAUACACGCAGGAUCUUCAUUUGAAGAUGAGUAAGAAAAUCGCGCAGCUGACCAAGGUUAUUUAUGCUCUCAACACCAAAAACGAUGAGCAUGAAGAGGAGAUCGAGUCUCUGAAGGAAGCCCAUGAGGAUGAGGUGCAGCACAUCGUGACCGAAACCAGAGACAAGAUCAUGCAGUACAAGAGCAAGAUGGCGGACGAGGCUGACCUUCGGAGGCGGCUGGCCAGUCUGGAGGAAUCUGUGGAACUCCAUGAGCACAUGAAGAGACAGGCUCUUGCAGAGUUUGAGAUGUACAGACAGAGAAUGGAGGAUUCCCAGCUCUGCACCGAAGCCCAACACACACAGCGAGUGGUUUCGAUGAGCAGAGAGGUGGAGGAGAUGCGUCGGGAUUUUGAGGAGAAGCUGCGGGCGUUCAGCCAAGCGCAGGCCCAGUUUGAGGCGGAUAAGCGGCGAGCGCUGGAGGAGCUGAGGUCCAACCACCGCCUGGAGGUGGAGGAUCUUCUAAGCAGCCAACAGAACCAGAGCGCCACCUCCAACGAAGACCAGGAGAAACUGGCUGACCUCCAUAGACAAGAGGUGGAGUCUUUGAUGGAGAGGGUGGAAGAGCUGACCAAGGAUAAGGUCCGGGUGGUGGAGGAAUACGAGGCCAAGUUGGGCAAGGCUCAGGAGUACUAUGAACGAGAGCUGGAGGCCAUGACCAGAACGCACCAGCUCACCACUGAAAACCUGCUAGCCUGGAAAAGGACUGAGGUUGAGCUUCGGAAGGAGUUCCAGGCGCAGGAGGCAGCGCUACAGCGCUCCCUAUCCAAGCUGAGGAAUGAGCUUCAAAGAGCCCAGGAGGAGGCACGGGAAAACCGGGACAAGACCAACAGACUGCAGACGUCUCUGGUCAACGCCGAGGGAACGAUUAAGAACCUGCACAAGCAGUUGGAAGAAGCCAUGCAGGAUGGCGAGAUCUGGGUGAUGCAGCUGAAGGACACCGAGUAUGAGUUGGAGGGUUGCAGGGAACGAGUCCAGCAGCAGGCAACGGAGAUCCUCCACAAAGCGAGUCAGAUCGGCUCCCUGCAGGCCACCCAGAUGGCUCACGAGGCUUCCAUCAGGAACCUAGACCAGGAGCAGAGUCGCCUGAAGGAGAAGAUCGGCAGGCUGGAGCAGGAAAGGGAGGCCCUGCUCAACCAGAACCAGGCGGCCAGCGAACAGCACAAACAGCAAGUGCUAAAACUGGAGCAGUCUUUGCGGGAGGAGCACCAGGGCUACGAGAAGGAGCUCUCCAGAGUGAGGGCUCACUACGAGGAGGAGACGCGUCGCUAUAAGGAGGCCCAGGUCAGGGCAUUAGAGGAGAUGGAGGAGAAGCACCGAUCCAUGAGGGAGGAAGUCCAACAGGAGAAAGAGGAGGAGAAAAGGCUUCUCAUGAUGAAAAUGAGUCAGGAGUUUGAGAUAAAGCGUCUAUCUCUGGAGGAGCAGCGAGACAGAGUGCAGCAGCAACUAGACAACUUGAAGGAGGAGCUUUCUGCCAAACUCAACAUGGCCAAUCAGGAGGUGUCACACCUCCAAGAACUGCUUAGGGAGAGGGACCAGAAUGUCAGCUCAGCACAGAACCAGAUCACCUGCUUGAAGGACACACAGGAGAAGCUCAAGAUAGAACUCGACGCCACCAGAGCCCGGGUCAGAGAGACGAGCAACCUUCUCACCGAUCUCCAGGAGGAGAUCGAGACGGAGAAACAACAGCAUGAGGCCAGAGUGAUGUCCAUCCGAACAGAGGAGAAGCAAAAGAUGGACAAGAUGGCGGACAACUUAGACCAAAAAUGGAGAGAGGCCCUUCGUGAAGAAGUGCGGCUGCUGAGGGAGGAGCUGAGCGAGGAGUACGACGCCGACAAGCAGGCUGCGCUGACUCAGCUCUCGCAGCAGAAAGAGCUGGAAAUGAUGGCCGCCAGGGAGGGCUGGCAGAGGAAGGUGGAGGACCUGCUUGAACAGAUCUCUCUGUUGAAACAGUCUCUGGAAUUACAGCUAUCUCAGUCGCAGGCAGCCCUGCAGCAGCUGCAGUCUCAGUUCAGCCAAGAGAGGGAGCUGCUGAGUCAGCAGCUCAAAGAAAUGCAGAGAGAACAUCAGAGGAGAGAACAUCGACUACAAGAGGCUCAUUGCUGUGCACUGAGCACCAUGGAGGAGGCGCGGCAGCAUCAGAUCCGGGCGCUGGAGGAGCGUCUGAAGCAGGAGCAGAGAGAGGAGGUUCAUGCACUGAAGGAGGCCCACAGGAGGACAUUGGACAUCCUUAGACAGCAAUCAGACCAGGAGCUCCAGACACUCCGAUUUGAACUGGAAGACGAGGGAAAAGCCAAACUGGCGUCCCUUCGUGCCGAGCUAAACCACCUCCAUGCUACAGCCAUCGAGCACCUGAAGCAGAUCCACAUGAAAGAAAACUCAUCUGCCAAACGAGAACUUGAGAAGGCCAUGGAGCACAGCCACCAACAGGAACAGGAGCUGCUGGUUCGCAUCUCAGACCUGCAGGCGGAGAUGUGUUCCCGAAGCAACCGCAUCACAGAUCUGGACCAUGAGAUCCACUCAUUGAAUGAGACCAUCGACACCCUGACUCGAGAGCUGGAGCUGAAGGGCAAAGAGGUGCUUCGGGUGCGCAGUGAAGCUAAUCAUCAGAUUAGGGCUCAUGAACAAGACUUUGCAAAGAGGCACGAUCGGGACAUGGGGGAGCUCAGCGUGGUCCAUCACAGAGAGACUCAGAUCAUGUUGGCCGACUUCAACAAGGCCCAGGAGGUUCUCAAGGACAAGAUAUCUGCUUUGCAAAUCCUGCUGGAGGGUACCGAAGAGAAGUUGAGAAACAGAGAGAGCCGACCUGAAGAUCUACAUCUUAUUGCGGAGCUCCGUGAGAUGGUCACAGAGAGGGAGGCUCUGGUCAAAAAGCUGGUGGAUGACAAAAAGUUCUACCAGCUGGAGUUAGUCAAUAGAGAGACCGGCUUCAGCAAGGUCUUCAACUCCAGCGCAAAUGUAGGGGUCAUCAACCCACUUAUUAAGUCAAAACCAGGCAGCCAAUCAGAUCAACGCUUGGCCCGCUUUCCUAGCCAGUCAGCUCUCCGAUUCGUCAGCCCUCCCACUGUGAGUCGUGCAAGUGAGGAAGAUGAGGGACCGGAGGUGGAGGAGGUAGGACCUGGAGGCCCAUCAGCGCCUCCUCACUCCCCCCUCCGACGUACCCUCCCCCGACUUAAGAAAGCUCAGCCGGUCCUGCGCCCUCUCCCUCACCUGCCUCAGCAUCCGCCACCUCUUCCGCCUCAUCCCCCGCCCAAUCAUGCUGUCUCUCAUACUCCUCAUCCUCAGGGGCCGCAGCAUCAGGCAAGUUGUAGGAGCCUUCAUGAGGCAAACGCAGCACCAUCAGACCCCAAGGCAAUGGAGGCAGGAAAAAGCAAAGAUUACAUUGCAAAAAAACAAGAGCUGUACGCUCACUACUUCUCUUUCUGACGGGCAAAAAUGCAACUAUGUUUAAAGAGGACGCAAUGAGACAGAUAACUACAUUUGGAUUUUUUCAGGGUAGCAGAGGUGUCAUGUAAAAGCAGUCUGUGGGGAUUCCAUUCAUAAUUGGCAUCACCACAAAAAUGCAUGGUUGCAUGGCACAGGGGAGGAUUUCUCUUCAUUCUGUUAUAACGAAGGGGUUACGCUGCAGGAUUUUUGUUGAAUGUGUUCUAGCUUCCUCGCUGCCAAGUUUAGCUAGCUGUCCCAUUGCAGCGACCUCUGAGCUCACUGUGAGGUACCUCAGCAGUCUCAGGAGGGGGAGCCAUUGAGACAAACUGAUAUUUUUAAUAAUCCUAAUCUUCAUCGUAUAACAAGCAACUGUUUUUCUAUGGUCUGUCAUCAGACAAGAGACACAGAGAGGAGUUCUAUGGGUUUAUAACGUGGAUUAGGGUGGGCCAUACCAGUAAGUAACGUCAAUUCUGUAGGCCACGACCCAACGAGCUUUGGAAAUCACUGGAGGUCAUUAUAUAUAACGGUAUAACAGCAUAACAGUCUGACCCACGGUGUCAUCUUACUAAGAAGACUAAACUCAUCACACAACAACUUAAGACCCCAAAAGUAUCCCUCAGAACUAUGGCGACCAGUCCAGGGUUUACCUCGCCUCUCAUCUGAAGACAACUGAGAUAGGCUCCAACAUACUCGCGACCCUAGUGAGGAUAAGUGGCAUAGAAAAUGGAUGGAUUGAAAAUGAAACAUUCAUUCAUUUUCUACCGCUUUUUCCUCACAAGGGUCGCGGGGGCGCUGGAGCCUAUCCCAGCUGUCUUGGAGCGAGAGGCGGGGUACACCCUGGACUGGUGGCCAGCCAAUCACAGGGCACAUAUAGACAAACAACCAUUCACACUCACAUUCAUACCUAUGGACAAUUCGGAGUCGCCAAUUAACCUAGCAUGUUUUUGGAAUGUGGGAGGAAACCAGAGUACCCGGAGAAAACCCACGCAUGCACGGGGAGAACAUGCAAACUCCACACAGAGAUGGCCGAGGGUGGAAUUGAACCCUGGUCUCCUAGCUGUGAGGUCUGCGCGCUAACCACUCGACCGCCGUGCCGCCCUGAAAAUGAAACAACAGCAUUUUAAUGUUUUCCUAUAAGGCAUUGACACUUGAAUCACAAUUUUGAUGGCUUUGGCAAUAUCAUCAAAGAUUUGGAACUUGACUUGACAUUAAUGAUGACUUGAAAAUACUUGAUAUUUUUAGUGAAUGUGUUUUGACACACAUCAAAGGGAGCAUUGGACUUUCUUUGUGUCUCUGUUAGCAAUACAGACCAUAGAGCAUGCCGAAACAGAAACACUCUCAUAGGACCGCUGUCUAUGAAGUGUGAAUGUCGCGGACGUUCAGUAGUGUGUACAGUCUCCAAUGCAUGGUCAUCAUCUGCUUCAUUUGCCAUUCCCAAAAGCUCACACAAUGGCAUGUUGAAGGAACGCCAGUAAUCUUUAGCGACACCCGGUGGUACACUUUUUGAUUGCGGCAAGCUUGUACACUUACUGUCCCAACGUCCAUCAAUGUCUCAUGUUUUAUGAGCAACAAUGACCUCAUUGUCCAUUUUCUUCCACACUCCCAGAAAAACAAGUACCUUUCUUUGGAUGGUACCACGGGAGGCGUAGACUUGACUUUUGCACCUUUUUUUUCCUUUAAAGGUGUACGGUACCUUAAAAUCCAAUAAUUUGGGGGACUGAGGGGCUGAAAUGUCUUUCUGCAUGUCUUCCAACUGGUGCAUUAUGUUGUUUUUUUUCCACAUUCUGGACCACUGUAGCAACACCGAUACUGAAAAGGAUGUGAAAGAGACAUAAAACAGAUCUGAGAAUGUAUAUUUUCAAAUCCCACUUAUGCUGACUUUCCAGAGCUGUCCUGAGACUGUACACUCUGUUUUCUUUUUAUAGCAAUAUUAAGCUUCAGCGAACCCCUGCAAAGGGGGCAGACUAUUAUUUCAUACACCCCCUACGUCCAACCACUGCUGGUUCAUUCCACCUUGCACACUGUGAUGAUCACACUGAGCUGUGAUUACUAUUUUUUUUUAUUUAAUUGCACUUUAUUUUGAAUAUCCAUGUGGGCGGUGUCAACAGGAGUUGUCUUCUGAGGACUGGUGAGCAAGAAGCACAUCCUAAGGGAAGGGAGACUUUUGAAGGGCCAUGCCAACAUUUUUGCACAUCUGUGUAACGGUCUUGUCGUGGUCUUAAAUUGUGAAUGUUUUCCAAAAAAAAAAGAAAAGAAAAAAACAUGCACAGACUUGAAAAGGUAUCAAAGAUAACUUUCAAUCACCUCUGAUGCUUUAUUUUCUUUUCUCUUGGUAUUCAAAAAUGCACAGUUUUCCUGAGCACUCGUUUUAUUUGAACCUGAUUGGUGAACUGGAGCAUCGACACAUUUACAUCACCACGGACGGCUGCCAGCAUCCUGCAGCCAACACCCCUAGUGGGGGCACUUCACGUGAAAAUGUCACCACUUCCUGUUUAAUAU